UGUUAUUUUGUUGCUUAUCCUCACUCCGAUAUUAAAAAUGGCGCCGGUGUACAAAUUAAAGUUUUUCGAUUUCAUGGGAGUCGCGGAGCCGAUUCGGUAUCUUUUUGCUUAUGGCGGCAUUAAAUAUGAAAACAUCGUUAUUAAUAAAGAAGUAGACUGGCCGAAAAUUCAAAGAACCGUGCCGUUCGGUAAACUGCCAGUUCUAGAGAUUGACAGUAAGGUCCUGCAUCAAUCGACGGCGAUCUGCCGCUACCUGGCCAAGGUGGUGGGUCUACUGCCGUCUGAUGACUUCUUCGCGGCUGAACUGGACGCGCUUGUGGCCAGCACUUUCGAUUUUGGUGCCAGAGUACAUGACUGGUAUCACGAAGCGGAUGUGACGUGCAAAGCUGAAGUUGAAAGAGAGUUAGAAACAGAGGUAUUUCCAAGAUACCUGAACGGGUUCGAAGAGAUCAUCCAACAAAAAGGUGGAUACCUAGGAGGAAAACAGCUGACCUGGGCUGACUUCUACUUUGUGGGUAUCAUUGAGUCUGUUCAAGGGAUGUGGAGUAGGGACUUCCUACAAAGAUAUCCCUACAUUACUCAACUCUAUAAGAACGUUCACGCUAUCCCAGCGGUCAAGAACUACAUUGCCGGUCGUCCUCAUUAUAAAUACUGAUGUGUGAAUCAAACUUUCAAUUUUUUAACAAUAUUUGUUAGUUUGUAAUAUCUUCAUUGCACAGAAAUUUACACAGUAACAAGAAUAAGUACGUAGAUCAGAAAUAAAUCAGUUGCAAUGGCGCACUUAUCCCAUGAAGGGAUCUCUUAAAAAAUCUCCCGAAUCUUUGGAAAAAACUAGGUAAAUGUUUGAAAUGUUAAAAAAUGUUUUUGUUUAGGGAUAUUAAUCAUAGGUUCAGUUCACACUAAUACGAGGUAAGAGGAUGUAUAGGAAGUAUGCGAAUGCCAUGGAUUAUCUUUGAAAAACAAAAUUUAAAUAAAAAUAUAUAUAUUUGUAAUAAUAAUAAAAUGUCUAUGUACUCAAAAAAUUGAUAAUCAAAAAUAAUUGUUACCAAAUUUAAAUUUUAUGUACCUAAAUCGGCGUGCAUGAGAAACUAAUAAAGGGUUUUUUUUAAA
Messenger RNA from Amyelois transitella, 1110 nucleotides. Its product is annotated as glutathione S-transferase. The transcript has 4 exons. Gene Ontology annotation, molecular function: glutathione transferase activity. Bases 38 to 655 code for a protein of 205 amino acids. NCBI's taxonomy places the organism in Eukaryota, Metazoa, Arthropoda, Insecta, Lepidoptera, Pyralidae. The record is from RefSeq and is a predicted model, not a curated record. Gene Ontology annotation, biological process: glutathione metabolic process.